Messenger RNA from Cadophora gregata, 945 nucleotides. RefSeq lists its product as uncharacterized. The record is from RefSeq and is a predicted model, not a curated record. The coding region runs from base 1 to 945 and encodes 314 amino acids. NCBI's taxonomy places the organism in Eukaryota, Fungi, Ascomycota, Leotiomycetes, Helotiales, Ploettnerulaceae. The transcript is spliced from 2 exons.
AUGAGGCUACAAAAUCUCCUCGCCAGCUCCCUCCUGCUCACAUCCUCUCUCGCUGCUCCCCCACCCCCAAACGCAGACAAUGUAGUACGAAUCAGCAAUGCAGACAUACAGCGGCGAAACGACGAAGAAGAGCCCAAAUGGGAUGGGAAAUACUUCCAUGAGCCAGGUGGAGACAACGAGCUGGGCCACUACGACAUACGGUAUUACACAGGCAAGCCCGUAACGUACGAAGAGCGCGGCGAGACCCUCUACCACCUUAUCCGCUCCUACCUAUCCGUCUUUCGCGAGCGAAACAUCGAGACGUGGAUCGCGCAUGGCACACUGCUGGGCUGGUGGUGGAAUGGCAAGAUCAUGCCGUGGGAUUGGGAUCUCGAUACGCAGGUCUCUGGCGCAACACUGGCUUGGUUGGGCGAGAAUAUGAAUAUGACGAUGCAUAACUUUACCAUGCCGGAUCCGGACGGGACGCCUAUUAUCCGCGAGUAUCUGCUGGAUGUUAAUCCGUACUCGGCGGAGCGAGUGAGAGGGAAUGGGCAGAAUGUCAUUGAUGCGAGGUGGAUUGAUGUGCGGAAUGGGUUGUUCAUUGAUAUUACUGGGCUCAGUGAGACGAACCCGAGUGCUCAGCCGGGGGUUUGGAGUUGCAAGAAUUACCAUCGUUACCGUACGAGAGAUUUAUACCCAUUGAGAGAGACGGUGUAUGAGGGUGUGCCGGCUUUGGUGCCGUAUAGUUUCGACAGGAUUUUGACAGAGGAGUACUCUGCCAGAGCAUUGACAAAGACGAAACAUGAGGGACAUCUCUGGGUCCCCGAACAAAAAGAAUGGAUCAAACAAGAAGUCAUUCAACAGAAUACCGAUAUCCACGGUCGAUCCAUCCCACAUAUCCCGCGCAGUCUACAAGCGGAAGACAAGCCAAAGGCGGGGUUGGGCAACCUUUUACGAAUUUUAUGA